AAGGGUGGCGUUGUCGGCCAUCGCUCCCUUACGUGGCACCGACACGUUAACGAGUGCAAGCCCCUCGGACUAUACCAUUAUAUCUCCAUUUAUAUUAUUAACAUAAUUUAAUUUAAUUUUGAAAUACAAAGACUGGUUCACCGUCAUUUAUAUAUGGGAGCAUAACGGAAACCGAGAAAUCCAACCUCCCCUGCACUGCAACCGCAACCGCAGUAAUCUUUGCCACAAUCAAUCCAUCUCACUCAAACAUUUCCAGAUUGUAUUUCAAGUUUUUAGCGCCGCCGCGUUACUUGUUCAUUCGGCGUCGUCGGGCCCCGCGCCGGGGAAGAAAGUAGAGUUCGCCGUCCUUCAAUACGCCGCAUCUGCAGUUGACUCUUUGCGUGGAUUGAUCGUGAACCGGAGUCAACGCUGGGCCCCACAUGAACGCUGAUGGGAUUAGUGUGUGAGGAUUUUGUAUUUGGCUUUGUGAAUAAUAAUUGAGAGGAAUUUUGUGCGUCUGUGUGAGAGAUUAUGGGUAGUGUUCUCGACUCGACGCUAUUGCAUCAUGUGUGCAUUGUGCUGAUUGUGCUCUGGUUUCUGAAUUCUUUCAACUGGUGCCAUCCAGUUGCGUAUUUUCUCUCUCUAAUAUAUCUCUAUCUGGUUCAUGAAUUAUAUGUGCUGAAAUUGAGAAAGAAACUGCAGUUUGAGGAGAAAAGAGAGUCCGAUCAGAGACGGGUGCUUACAGAUUCCGAGUCUCUUAGAUGGUUGAAUCAUGCUAUUGAGAAAAUAUGGCCCAUCUGCAUGGAAGAGAUUGUUUCUCAGAAAAUUCUGCUCCCUAUUUUCCCAUGGUUCUUGAAAAAGUACAAGCCUUGGACGGUGAAAGAUGUUGAGCUUCAGCAUCUUUACUUGGGAAGAUCCCCGCCAAUGUUUACUGAAAUGAGAGUUCUUCGUCACUCCAAUGGUGAUGACCACUUGGUUCUAGAACUGGGUAUGAAUUUCCGUACUGCAGAUGAUAUGAGCGCUAUACUUGGUGUGAAACUGAGGAAGAGAUUGGGUUUUGGGAUGUAUACUAAACUGCAUAUGUUGGGAAUGCAUGUUGAAGGAAAGGUAUUGGUUGGGGUUAAGUUCCUGCGUGGAUGGCCUUUUAUUAGUCGCUUGCGUGUGUGCUUUUCUGCACCACCAUAUUUUCAGAUGACUGUGAAGCCUAUAUUCACUCAUGGUCUUGAUGUUACAGAACUUCCUGGGAUAGCUGGCUGGAUAGAUAAUCUUCUGGCCCUCGUCUUUGAACAAACUCUAGUGGAGCCUAAUAUGCUGGUGGUUGACGUUGAAAAAUUUGUGUCACCUCAACCAGAAAAUUGGUUCUCCGUUGAUGCAAAGGAAGCUAUAGCGCUUGCUACUGUGGAAAUUCUUGAAGCCACUGAAAUGAACCCAUCGGACUUAAAUGGAUUGGCGGAUCCAUAUGUUAAAGGACAGUUGGGGCCUUUUAAAUUUCGGACUAGGACUCGGAAGAAAACCUUGUCGCCAAAAUGGCACGAGGAAUUCAAGAUUCCUAUCUUCACAUGGGAAUCAGAUAACAUGCUUGUUAUUGAAGUCUGUGAUAAGGACCAUAUGUUUGAUGACAUGAUGGGAGAUUGUUGUGUAAACAUCAAUGAACAUCGGGAUGGCCAGAGGUAUGACUUGUGGUUACCUCUCAAGAAUAUAAAGACAGGAAGAUUGCAUCUUGCUAUAUCUGUGUCCAAUUUAACUGGAAAGCAGGCUACAGAGUCUUCACUUGAUGAAGAAUAUGUCGGUGGUGACAAAAGGAAAGAAGAUAUCAGUGGCGACAAAAGGAGAGCGUCCUUCACAGAUGAAUCUUCUCACAGAGGAUCAUUCUCAUCUACAAUAUCAGAUAAAUCCCCAAAAGUCGCAGAUAAGUUCGACCCAAUUGAUGUGGAAGGGCAGUCAGAGACUGGGAUUUGGAUUCACCAUCCAGGCGGAGAGGUUACACAAGUGUGGGAGCCUAGGAAGGGGAAGAAUAGCAAACAUUUGGAUAGUCGUCAAAUUAGCGGACAAGUUCGAGGUGAGGGUGGUGGUGAUUCAGUAGGUGGACGGACUUCUGGUCAGAAUGACAGCAGCAGCACUGAUGAGAGUUCGGAUUCUAGCAAGUCGCGUUCAGCUAAUCCGGUUAAGAGGGGUUUAAGAAAGAUCGGUUCAGUGUUCAGAAGGACCCCGAGAGAAGCUGACAAGGUCAGCUCACCUAGAGAAUCCGAACCAUCCCCUCAAGAUAAUUUCAAUAUCAGGGCAUCUAACCGCAAUAAUGGGGGUGUCAAGUUGAUAAUAGACGACUCUGUCGUAUCCUCAUCCUCCAAGACUCCGAAAGGUGAUGAGAAAGAGCUGCAGCCUCCGUCUUCCAAGACUCCGAAAGGUGAUGAGAAAGAAGAAGUUUUUCCGGAGAGCCCUAGCCAAAGGAACGGCAAGGAUAUGGCUAAGAGCAUUCUGAAACAUGCUGGAAGAUCUGCUCGAGAGUUGAAGCUCUCAUUCUCUCGGAAAAUAAGAAAUAAGCCAAAGGGUGAAUUGCCAGCAGAGUCGGAUUCCACGGAUGACGAGUCUCUUUCAUCAUCCAUAGAUUCUGGUUUUGUCGUUCCAAGUUCAGCCGUGUCCCCUCCAGCACUGGUUUCAGAUGAUCAGUUGUUGAAGUUGAAGGAUGACAUUCAGACAGAAAACCACUCCGGUGGCAAUUCUUCCGAGACCGGUGAUAUUGCAGUUCCGGCAGGCGACAAGGUUUUGUAACACACCGUCCAGGUGUCUGAGUGCAAGAAACAUACGACCUAUGUCUUCCUCACCGCGACACGCUUGAAAGUGCAGACACAGGACUGUUGUAUUUAUUCUACUGUACAAUGGGUUUUUGAUAAAAACCCAAAUAUAGAAUUUAAGGGGGUGGUUUUGGGUGUUUCAUCAGUUGUACACAACAACUUUGCACCUUCUCUUGAAGCUUGUUUGUACCAUAAAAUGUAUUUGUGUAGAAGAGUUGUGUGAAGUUUUGUAUUUGCAACUCUUAUCAUGACUCAUAUUUGCAAUAUAGGCUUUAUGUUACACCUUUGUUUCUGGAUUA
Messenger RNA from Salvia miltiorrhiza (redroot sage), 3070 nucleotides. RefSeq names its product C2 domain-containing protein At1g53590-like. The transcript has 12 exons. The record is from RefSeq and is a predicted model, not a curated record. The coding region runs from base 511 to 2748 and encodes 745 amino acids. Gene Ontology annotation, molecular function: lipid binding. Lineage: Eukaryota; Viridiplantae; Streptophyta; Magnoliopsida; Lamiales; Lamiaceae.